UCAGUUCCUUAAUUGAGUCCUGCGUUCCUUUUGUUUCUCUUUGCAGCUUUCGAUCAUGGUCUAUAUUUCUCGCAACGUGUCGAACACCGAUCGCGGCCUGAACAUCGGAAGCUUCCUAAAGAACCUAAGCAAAUUUGCGGUUGAUUCCGCCAUUAACGUCUCCCUCAAAGGUUUCACUGGUGGGAAGAAACUGUAUCAGACAUUUUUGCAGGAAAAGUUAAAAGAUGAGGCAAGCAAUGUGAAACUAAUGAAGGAGGAGACACAAUCAACAAAAAUGGAAGACAUUGCAAACAAAGCUGUAGGAGGAACAGAGCCUGUGAAGAAGAAGAAGAUGGUACCUCAAGACUCGAAGGAAAUGGAGCUCGAAGAUCCUAAAAGGAAAACAAUUUUCAUUCGAUCUCGCCUGUAAAAUACUAGGAAAAGUUAAUGGGUAAAUUGAUACUUCAAUUAUAAAUAUUUCGAAGAUGUACUUUUUUUUUAUUGUACCUUGUUAAUGUUUAAGUUAUAAUUUGAUUAAGGUUUCUAUUGCUAGCUUCA
This is a messenger RNA of Gossypium raimondii (Peruvian cotton), 537 nucleotides long. RefSeq lists its product as uncharacterized. The transcript is spliced from 2 exons. NCBI's taxonomy places the organism in Eukaryota, Viridiplantae, Streptophyta, Magnoliopsida, Malvales, Malvaceae. The record is from RefSeq and is a predicted model, not a curated record. Bases 56 to 409 code for a protein of 117 amino acids.